Messenger RNA from Lepus europaeus (European hare), 10016 nucleotides. RefSeq names its product protein phosphatase 1 regulatory subunit 12B (gene PPP1R12B). Gene Ontology annotation, biological process: signal transduction. Gene Ontology annotation, cellular component: cytoplasm; Z disc; A band. The record is from RefSeq and is a predicted model, not a curated record. The transcript is spliced from 25 exons. The coding region runs from base 136 to 3258 and encodes 1040 amino acids. Gene Ontology annotation, molecular function: enzyme inhibitor activity; protein kinase binding; phosphatase regulator activity. NCBI's taxonomy places the organism in Eukaryota, Metazoa, Chordata, Mammalia, Lagomorpha, Leporidae.
AGUAAAGAUGGCGGCGCGGCGGUCUCCGCCUUCUGCUCCUGGCUGAAGCGCUGUGAGGGAGGCGGGCAGCGGCACCCCGAGCCGCUACUGCAAUCCAGUGGUGAUAUAGUUUCGGCAGCUGCCGAGGCCGGAGCCAUGGCGGAGCUGGAGCACCUGGGCGGGAAGCGGGCAGAGUCGGCGCGAAUGCGGCGCGCUGAGCAGCUGCGGCGCUGGCGGGGCUCGCUGACAGAGCAGGAGCCCGCGGAGCGGCGAGGCGCGGGGCGACAGCAGCCGACGCGGCGCGGGAGCCCCAGGGUCCGCUUCGAGGACGGCGCGGUCUUCCUGGCCGCCUGCUCUAGCGGGGACACCGACGAGGUGAAGAAGCUCCUGGCCCGAGGAGCCGACAUCAACACGGUCAACGUGGACGGCUUGACAGCCCUGCACCAGGCCUGUAUUGAUGAGAAUUUGGACAUGGUGAAGUUUCUGGUGGAAAACAGAGCCAAUGUAAACCAGCAGGACAACGAGGGCUGGACCCCACUCCAUGCAGCAGCUUCCUGUGGCUAUCUCAACAUAGCAGAGUAUUUCAUUAACCAUGGAGCCAGUGUGGGCAUUGUGAACAGUGAAGGUGAAGUCCCCUCUGACCUUGCAGAAGAGCCAGCAAUGAAGGAUCUUCUCCUGGAGCAAGUAAAGAAGCAAGGAGUUGAUCUCGAGCAGUCAAGGAAGGAGGAAGAGCAGCAGAUGCUGCAGGAUGCCCGCCAGUGGCUCAAUAGCGGGAAGAUAGAAGACGUGAGGCAGGCUCGCUCAGGGGCCACCGCCCUGCAUGUGGCCGCUGCCAAGGGCUACGCAGAAGUCCUCAGACUUUUAAUUCAGGCUGGCUGUGAACUCAAUGUUCAGGAUUAUGAUGGCUGGACUCCCCUCCAUGCUGCUGCACACUGGGGAGUGAAGGAGGCCUGCUCCAUCCUGGCAGAGGCACUCUGUGACAUGGAUAUCCGGAACAAACUGGGCCAGACACCGUUUGACGUGGCUGAUGAGGGUCUUGUGGAGCACCUGGAGAUGCUCCAGAAGAAGCAGAACGUGCUUCGAAGUGAAAAGGAGACACGGAAUAAACUCAUUGAGUCAGACCUGAACAGCAAGUUGCAGAGUGGACUCUUUAAGAACAAGGAGAAGAUGCUCUAUGAAGAGGAGACGCCCAAGUCUCAGAAACUAGAGGAAGAAAACAAAGAGUCCAGCAGCUCCAGCUCAGAGGAGGAGGAGGGUGAAGACGAAGCUUCCGAAUCAGAAAAUGAGAAGGAGUCGGAUAAAAAGCCAGAAGCCAUUGUCAGCCAUUCCAACUCUGAGAGCAAGAGUAGUAUCAUGGAGCAGAUACCAGCGCCAGCUCAGAAUGCCUUCUCUGCCUCUUCUACUAGGAGACACUCCUCCAGCUUCUUCAAUAAGUCAGAAGAGCCCAAAGAUGAGUCCCCUUCGUCGUGGAGACUGGGACUCAGGAAGACUGGCAGCCACAACAUGCUGAGCGAGGCGGCCAACUCCAGGGAGGCUCUGCGGGACCGCGGCUCCUCCAUCUACCGCUCCUCGUCAAGCCCUCGGAUUUCCGCUCUGCUCGACAAUAAAGAAAAGGAGAGAGAAAACAGAGGCUAUUUCAGUUCCCUAGUGCCCCGGAGACUCAACAGCACAAGUGACGCUGAAGAAAAGGAGAACAGAGAAUCGGCUGUUAACCUAGUGCGGAGUGGCUCCUAUACCCGGCAGCUGUGGAGGGAUGAGGCGAAGGGAAAUGACACCCCACAGACAGCUGCCCCUUCGACCUAUGUGUCACCCUACUUGAAAAGUGCUUCAUUUGGUAGAAGUAGUGACCCCACAAGUCCCUACAUUUCAGCCAAUCGCAAUUCAUCUCCUGCUACCUCACCCAUUACCAUUGGUUCAUCUACCUCUCUGGGCAGCCAGUGGCAACCUGCCUCUUCUUGCUCUGCACCAGUCAGUGCAAACACUACUGCAUCUGUCCACCAUGGCAGGACUCCUUACAGAUCCCAGACUGACUCGACAGCAGAGAGUGUUUCUCCCAGCACCCCGCUGUGUGUGAUCACCAAUCGCCCUCUACCUAGCACUGCCAAUGGGGUGACAGCUGCCACUGUGCUCUCCUCCACUGGAACGGACUCCUCUGUGGAAGCCAGGGAGAAGAGGAGGUCCUAUCUGACCCCGGUACGAGAUGAAGAAGCAGAGUCUUUACGGAAAGCACGCUCCAGACAAGCUCGGCAGACACGAAGGUCUACUCAAGGUGUCACGCUGACAGACCUUCAAGAAGCAGAAAGGACUUUCAGCCGGUCGAGGGCAGAGAGGCAAGCUCAGGAGCAGCCUGGUGAGCAGCCUGUGGACGCCGCAGGGCUGGAGAAGAGCCCUGAGAAGCAUGAGCCCUCAGCAGCCCCAGCAAAGGGAGCUGGGGAGGGUCAGCAGCCCUGGGGCGGAAGCCUGGAUGAAGAGCCUAUUUAUCGUCGCUUGAGGUAUCCGUCUCAGCCAGACAAGCCCACAACCCCAGUGUCUCCUUCUGCUUCGAGACCCUCACUCUAUACCAGUUCCCAUCUAUUACGAACAAGCAGAUCUUCAGUCCCUGAAUCUGAGAGUUCAGAGACAACUGCAGACGCUGCACCUGCAAAAGAAAUGGACAGAAAUGAGAGUGAAGAAGCAGAUUUGGAUGAUCAGUCCUCUAAUAGGCUGUCCAUCCGAGAGAGGAGGCGGCCCAAGGAGCGGCGGAGAGGCACGGGCAUCAAUUUCUGGACAAAGGAUGAGGAUGCAGCUGAUGUCUCUGAAGAGGUCAAAGAAGCAUGGCAUGAAAGACUUUCUAGGUUGGAAUCUGGAGGUAGUAGUAACCCUACAGCCAGCGAUUCAUAUGGUGACCGGGCCUCAGCCAGAGCGCGACGGGAGGCCCGGGAGGCCCGUCUAGCCACCCUCACCAGCCGUGUGGAAGAGGACAGCAACAGGGACUAUAAAAAACUCUACGAGAGUGCCCUGACUGAAAACCAAAAACUGAAGUCAAAGCUUCAGGAGGCUCAGCUGGAACUGGCAGACGUAAAAUCCAAGCUGGAGAAGAUGGCCCAGCAGAAGCAGGAGAAGACUUCUGACCGAUCCUCCAUGCUGGAGAUGGAGAAGCGGGAGAGGCGAGCCUUGGAGCGGAAAAUGUCGGAGAUGGAAGAGGAGAUGAAGGUGUUAACAGAACUGAAAUCCGACAACCAGCGGCUGAAAGAUGAAAACGGUGCCCUCAUCAGAGUCAUCAGCAAACUGUCUAAGUAGACCAGGCUCCGGAUGUAGGAGGGGAGGGCCCGCCUUGCUGCACACCCCUCCCUUCCAGCCAAAGGAAGUGAGCGUUCUGGUGGAAGGACACUUCCUCCUGACCCGCUUCCGUCACCUCCUCUGCACUGUACAUUCUCUCUGCACCCCCGAUGCCCUCUCCUCCCACACCCCCACUUGGGUUUUAUGAGUUUUGACUGAAGCAUGGUCCUGACCAUACAAGCCAUCUGGAGGAGGCCUUGGGGGUGCAGCAGGCCCAGCCGUGGACCCCCAGCCUCCUGCUGCUCCGCUCCGUGUACACACUGGAUCUGGUCCAAACGAGUAGCCCACAGCCUUUGUGCUGGCGCAGUGUCCCCUGCCGUGGGUGGGCCCUGCAGCAGGAUGCUGAGUGGGCCAGCAGACAGCCUCAGGCCGCGCGGCUGUGCGCGUCCGAGGCCAGAGCCACUCUGCACUGAGGCUCUCUGCCCCUCACUCUCAGGAACCGACUCCUGUUUAUUUUUUCUAUCCACAGCCCAGUAAAGUCCCAAACUAAUCUUAACCCCACUCCCUUUCCUUCCUAUCCAGCUAUUCUUUCUCCCGCCUCUUCCCCCAUCCACUGGUGUAAAAGCCAGAACAGCUCCUGGCCUCAGUUGUCUGGGGCCCCUGUGGAAAAGCACCUCUCUGGAGACUGGAAGGUCGCCAUUCUGGUGCCAUGGCAGCGGCACCACCAGCCCCCUCCCCCACAGCCUCCUGUCUACCCAUUGUCCUUAUUCCCCACUACAGAAUGACUUUCUCAUUAGCAAUCUGGGCUCUGAGUGCCCGCUUCUGCCCUGCCUCCCCCUGUUCACUCUGGUACCCGCUCCCGAUGAGAAACAAAGUCACUGCAGAGAGGCAGGCAGGGUCUCAGAUGGCCCAGCGAUGGGGCAGGUGGGAAGCUAUGCGUGCUGACAGCAGAGUAUCCGAGCUCACGUGGCACAUUGUGACGAAGACGAGAGCAACCGCUGCGCUGUGAGAAUGUGGGGAACUGGAUUACUUCCGGUGAUUAGAUUUAGUGGAGACAUUUGCUUUCUUGGAAGCUAAGAGGAGAAAUGACAACUUAAUAGAAGUUUAAAGGGAUGAGGUACUUUCAACCCAAUGAUGACAGUCACGGAAUUUUCGAGUGGAAAGGCCCAGACGCCAUUGGUCCAACUUUCCAUUGUUGCAUGCCAGGGACCCCUGUGGUCAGGCCCUCUGGGGGCUGGGCAUCUGCUACUCAUAGGUUGGGCAGCUCUAGUGGCCAGUGGUCAGUUUCCUGUGAUGGGAGCAGAAGUCUUCCUGUGGAUUCUUGCUGGGGUCCGCGUCUGCGCUCUGGAGCUCUCCGCCUUGACAGCCCUGAGGUGUGCAGUGUGCGGGCUGUCCUUAACCUGACUGCAAGCUGGUGUUUCCCUGGGCCUUUGCAUUAUUCCCCACAUCCCACGUCCCAUCGCAUCUUGGCCAUCCUCCCCUAGAAAAGAGCAGCCUUUUAAAAUACCCAGGAUGCACCAUUAGCCCAGCACAAAAUCAAUCCAUUCGUCCUUGGUGGUCCAGUAUUAAUAUUUAAAGCAUUUGUUUUUUGUAAGAGUUUUACCCCUGGAAUCAUUUUGAAUGUGCUGGUCAUUUAAGUCCUCCUCAUUGUAGGGUUGCCAGGGACAUCUGGUGCUCAGAGUGACCUGGUCUCUCAGCAUAUACUACCUCUGCCUGUUCCUUUCUUUCCUGAAAAUAGCAGUGUAGUCCCCUGAGACCUGUGAAGUGUCACGUGCUCUUCAAAACCAAGGCUCUAGUUCAAGAUCCCAGUUCCAGAAUAGGAGCUGUGGCUCCUCUGAUAAAACCCCCUGUUCAGAGCAUAUACAAUUCUCUCUUCCAUCUCCAGCCAUUUUCCCAGAAAAGCUACUCCGACUUUGGAACGCUGUCAUCAUGGGCGCACCACUGCUCAGUCUCAGGGAACACUGAAUUAGAGUGAGGAGCCUCGUACCUUCCCUAGCAGGCGUCUCCCUUCUCUUCCUAGGGGGAGGAAAAGCACAGGGGCUCCCGGUGGCUUCUGGGGAGAGGGACCGCUGCCCUCGCAGGAGAAAGGGUUGCCAGGGAAACAUUUCCUCCUCUUCCAGGCAGUCCCCUCGGGGCUGUGCGUGCCUGGCAGGGUCAGAGGAGUCACAAAGCUCUCGGGCUGGGUUCCGCCCCUGCUGCUUCACGGCCUUCAUGUCACAGCGGCCUCUUACCAGAAGGUUUUCCUGUGACGAGAAAUUUUCAGCUUUUUCAUCUCAGGAGGACUGGAGUCUACAGCCCAGGACUAAAAAUGUAAAUCGUUCUAGGUAACUUUCUCUUAUGCAAUGGAUUUAGUUGUUUUUUGUUUUUUGUUUUUUGUUUUUUUUUUUUUUUUUCCCAGACAAACUGAAUUCUGGUCUCUCUCCAGAGAAUAAAGUACAGACGUAUUGACUGGAAGUGCCGUGGGGCAGUGGUCAUAGGGCUCCUAGUUGCCACUGUCUCUCUGGGUGUCGGCAGUCAGCAGGUGCCCUUCUCUUGUGCUGCCUGGCCAGUCACCUCCUGCUGGUCUCCACAGUGGCCACGAGCUUCCCGUCCUCACCUGCUGGUCUCAGUUCUCGGGGGCACCAGGUAGCUCAGGCAGCCCAGGACUCAUGUCUGUCACUUAGUGGGAGGUGAGCUGCCUGUGGAAUGGGGGCACAAGUUGGCUCAGCAGAGCGACACACCCUGUGUCUUCACUAAUUUGGAAUUUCUCAGUGUCCAAGCCAUGCCUUUGGCCAUUCCAGAGGAGCUCUGGCUAAAGUUCACCUUUGUCUCUCGAGAGCUACUCAUCCUGCUCCAGAUAGCACCAGGGAGUGGUGACCCCAGCCCCAUGCCAGCCUCUAGUGCAAGGGCACUACUUUCCCUGCUGGGCCGGUCUCCCUUGAGUAGCUCCUGUCGCUUUCUGUCUGGUUGCAGGAUGCACUGCUGCUUUCCUGGCCAUUCCUUGGUUUCCACCCCAGCCCCACCCCAUGUUUAAGGAGACCUGGCUACAUUGAUUGCUCUGGGCAGCCACUGAGGGGGUUUCAGAUCUCUGGGAACAUUGCACCCACUCUCCGUGCCCCAAACAAACAUGUACUGGCUAGACAGCUACACUCAGAGAGGGUCCUGGCUCUGGACCUCACUACUGUGUGAACUGCUGGCUAUUUCUCCACCAGGGACAUUUAUUUAUUUGAGCUCGAGAUGAGGGAAGCAGCAGCUUUGAAAGCCGUGCACUUCUCAGGCCUCUGCAUUUCUGGCCGCUUUGCAACCUUUCAGGCUCCAGGCAGACUCUGUCCCCUCAGAGACAGCCAGUGUUCGGCUCUGACCCCCUGGGCGGGGGCUGUCCUGAGGCUAGAGGUGGGCGGGCUGAGCGAAGCAGGCUGCCGCAGGGAGAACUGCCCCAAGUGUCGCCAGCUGAUCGGCUUCCAGGCUGCUCCGAAUCUUCCCAGUUCUGCCCAACCAGCACUUAACUCUGGGGCAGCCCUGCAGGAGCCCUGGGGUUCUCCCCAGGGUCUUGGAGGGGCCUGCACUGGGCCCCAUUAUAACUGCGCAUCUGGGGCACCACCCUGAUUUGGAAGGCAGGUUCCAGCCCCUCAAAGGGUGUGAGUUCCUCUGACCCAAUAGCAAACAGCUCUGAGGGCAGAGUGUGGCACUGUGACAGGACAAGGCCUUCGCAGUCAGGACAUCAGGAUGCCGGGGCCUGGUCUUGUCAGCGUGUGGCCCGGGCGCCAUGAUCCGUCGAGCCCCCCCGUGGCCUACAGUUCUGUGACUUACUCAUUCCUUAGGAAGAUCAGGACCUCUCUUAGAGUUCUCUUUCUAAUCUAAGGAAAAAAAAAAAAAAAGCAAAAACUCUUGUUUUCUUCUGCAGACUGUUUAAUGUCAGCAUGUCAAGGUUGGCUUCCCAGCCUUGGUGGAAAGUGAAUUCAGUACUGAGGAUAAUUGAAUGGUGUAGAGAUUGCUUUCCCGCCUAAUGGGUUGGUGAGACUAUUAAAACCUGCAGAGGUGGAAAUGGGAGCUCACGGGGAAAUGGGUGGAAAGCAAUUUGUUGCACGCAGCCUUCGGACAAGCUGUUUUAAUAGGAAGUAGAGCCCUCAGCUUCCUCGGGUGUGACCUGCCCUGGCUCCUCCCACCCAGACAGCAGGCUAAUUGCAUUUCUGCUGAGCACAGCGGGCUCAGGGUCUUGAACUACCCCCGGCCCCUGCCCCAGCAGCCAGAGAAGUCCCCUGAGUGAAGACCCCCUCCCCAGAGACAGGAGGCCCUGGUGCUGCUCGGGAUGGCUUUGGUGUAGAGCAGACAUUCAGAGGAGAUGCCGGAGCAGUAAGCAUGGCAAGCCAGAGGCCACUCCGCUCGCAAGGUGCCUACAGGGCCCACGUGAGCGGAGUGAGUGGGCAGAGUCCCUGGAGUGGAGGCGGCUGCAUUCCGUGGGAGAGGAGGGUGGAGGGCGGGGCUUGGAGUGGACAGCAGGACGGAGGCGGAAAGGGUCUCCCAGAGGCAAGCUUCGGCAUGUGGAGAUGAGUUCUGUGUCGCGGGUGACUUCGCCCUCAGCCUCCUGCUGAGUGGAGAUUUUAAUCAGCUUCCCUAAUGGGUAUUGACACUGCUCAGGAGCAGGAGACCCUGUCAGGGACAGCUAUUGAUCGCUUAGGCCCUGAUCAGAUUGGAAAUAGAUCAACUUCGCGGCAGCACAGGAACUGCCCUUGGCACAGCUGCUGGGGAGUGAGGUGGUCUCUGAGGGCGGAGACUGCUGGAACAGCCCGUCUGCAGCGGCGGGCACAUCGCUGGGACGUGGUGGAGGGCUGGCAGCCCGGGCCGGGAAGCCCCUCCUUGGGAAGGGGGCUGUGUCUGAAGGUAGCGCCACCCAUGCAUGCUCUGGCUGGACCUACGAAGUUUAACAGUUUGGGGAUCAUUGGUGCUUCUAGCCCGUGUGCGUGCACAUGCCCAGCCCAGAGCUUUCCAAAUGAGGUCUGCCAUGGGUGUUUUGUUUUGUUUUGUUUUGUUUUGUUUUGUUUUUUUGAAAGGCAGAGUGAGAGAGAGAGAUCUUCCAUCCACCAGCUUACUCCAAAUGCCCUAGCACAGAGGUCUGGGUCUGGCCAAAGCCAGAAGCCAGGAACUUCCUCCUGGCCUCUCACAUGGGUGGCAGGGGCCCAAGCACUUGGCCCAGGCACCUCUGCAGGAAGCUGGAUCAGAAGCAGAGGAGCUGGGAUCUGAACCGGUAGGGGAUGUCGGCAUCGCGGUUCCCAGCUUCACCCCUGGCACCUCAGCACCAGGCCCUAGGGCUUGCCUAUUCUUGGUUAGAAAUGGGAACUCAGAAGCCAGAUUGAUCCGCGUGCACUGUUCUGUAAUUCAGAUCUGUGCUCUCUGCCUCCCGCUCCCUGGGAGGGCUUCUCCUGAGCUCUUCCCCAGUGCUUUGCUUAUCAUUUUGGACGGGUGAUCUGCCAGAGUGAUGUUUUCUGUUGUUUCUUCUCUAAGUUUUCCUCUAAUGCUUCCAAUAAAGCUUUCUUGGGUGGCCCCCGGAGGUGACAUCAGGCUGCUCUUAUGUCCUUCCAAGAUAAACACGGCCGUCCUUUCCCUCCCGGCUCCCACCGCCUUCCUCCUGGUUUCCCUCACUUGCAGCUCAUGGUGCUUCGGAAAGGAGGGUUCCCCUGAGCCAGACGACAGCCCUGGCAGAGCCUCAACCCCCAGCAGCCAUCCCCGACCUGUGCUCACGUCCAGCGCUCCAGGCUGGGCCGAUGGCUGCUCCGAGACGAGGCCUUAGGCCUCUGGGACUCUGUCACUGGCCAGGGAGGUCAUGGCGCGCAGUCUGCUCUGCCGUCCCUGUCGGCUGGUAAGGCAGAAGAGUGUCUUCAGCACACAGCUGAGUGGUGUCGGUGCCCUUGCAACGCAGCUCCACACUGCACUGCAGGAGAAGCACUUAGCAGGGGAGGGGGAGCCUCUGACAUUCUCCCAGAACCAGAGCUGGGGGGCAGAGUGCAGUACCAAACAAGGGACACGCUAGGGCCAGGACCUGUUCCGCUCUCCCUUCAAUGUGUCUGCCCUGGCUCGUUCUCUCCCACUCUGCUGGAACCUAGAAGAUUCUAGUUUGUCCUCUGGUCAAGAGGGGCAAGGUAUAGGGCUGCAGGGGCACAGGAGGGCUCUGGGGGGGGGGGGGUGCAGCAGUCCCAAGUACCUUCUCCUCUAGCCAGGGUCCUGGAGCCCUCAACAGGUCGGGCCUGCCGCCUGUUGCCCCCCCACCCAGGCUGGGCCAUGGCUUCCACGAAAAGCACACAGAAAUAUGUCUCUCCUUUGCAUCCCUCUUCUUGGGGUUCAAACCGCCUCUCAGGCCCUACCCAAAUGGUUUCCCUCCCUCCAUUCUUGCCUCUGCCCUGACCUUGGUCAGGUGCAGAAAACCACGCCGGUGCCCCCAUGCCUCUCCCACCUCUGCGGUGGUGUCUUGCGUCUUUGCUCACUCCACCCUUCCGCCCUCGCCUUGCCCCCACCACAGGUGAAGCACCAGAUGGAGCUGUUUUUCGGCUGAGUUGUAUGGAUUAACUUUAGCCCACUGUAAAUACACCUGGGCUGGGGCGGGGUGGGGUGUUCAGGGAGGGGAAGCCAGACUCGCUUUGUGAACUGAAUGUAUUUUUAUGCAAUUUUGAGUGGCCUUUCAACCCUGAGAUGAAUGAUUCGUUUUAUCGGUUGUUAUUAUAUAGUAUUAAGUAUUCUGUGUUUGAAAGUUUGAGAAUAAUAAUAUUCACAUCUAUAUGAUGCCUGUAAACACAACAGUAUUUAUA